Schistocerca gregaria is the source of this 1644-nucleotide messenger RNA. RefSeq names its product soluble scavenger receptor cysteine-rich domain-containing protein SSC5D-like. NCBI's taxonomy places the organism in Eukaryota, Metazoa, Arthropoda, Insecta, Orthoptera, Acrididae. The record is from RefSeq and is a predicted model, not a curated record. The coding region runs from base 1 to 1644 and encodes 547 amino acids. The transcript has 3 exons.
AUGCCGACGGUUGUGUCUGCACCGAGCAUGCCAAUAGAGUUGUCCACACCGAACACGCCAACAGAGUCGCCCGCACCAAGCACACCAACGCUAUCAACCGUGCCGAGCACACUGAUUGUGUCGUCCUCGCCAAUGUUGUCAACCUUGCCAAGUGUGACAAAGCUGUCUCCAGUGCCAUCGAUGUCUCCAGUGCCAUCACUUUCUUCAGUGCCAUCCCUUUCUCCAGAGCCGUCGCAGUCUCCAGAGCCGUCGCUGUCUUCAGUGCCGUCGCUCUCUCCAGAGCCGUCGCUGUCUCCAGAGCCAUCGCUGUCUUCAGUGCCGUCGCUAUCUCCAGAGAUGUCGCUGUCUCCAGAGCGGUCACUGUCUCCAGAGCCAUCGCUGUCUCCAGUGCCCUCGCUGUCUCCAGUGUUGAGGCUGUCGCCUGAACCGUCACUUCCGCUCGUGUUGAGCACACCGUCAUUGUCGCCCACACUGAGGGCCCUGCCACUGUCGCCCUCAGUGAGUACAGCAUCUCAGUCAUCCACUUUAAGUGCACCGACACUGUCACCCAUGGUGAGCGCACCGACACUGUCGCCUGCACUGAGCAUGCCGAGACUGUCGCCCGUGAUGAGUGUGUCAAUGCUGUCACAUUCACCGAGCAUGCCAUCACUGUCACCCAUGGUGAGCGCACCGACACUGUCACCUGCACUGAGCAUGCCGAGACUGUCGCCCGUGAAGAGUGUGUCAAUGCUGUCACAUUCACCGAGCAUGCCAUCACUGUCGCCCAUGCUGAGUGCGCCAACACUGUCACCCGCACCAGGACUGUCUCCCCUGCCGUGUGCGCCAAUGAUGUCACCUGCAUUGUCCGCUACCACUGUUUCCUGCACCGAGCACGCCAAGUGUGACACUGGUGUCACCCGUGCCAAUACUGUCACCCAUACCGAUGCUGUCGCCCGUGCCGAGUAUGCCAGUGCUGUCGCCUGUGCAGAGUGGGUCAACGCAGUCGCCCACAGUAAGCAUAUCAAUGCUGUCGGCCAUGCUAUGCGUGCCAACACUGUUGUCCGCACUAAGCGCACCAAACCUCGCGCUCGCACUAAGCGCACUAAGCGCAUCCGCACUGAGCCCACCAGUACAGUUGCCCACACAGAGAGCACCUGCACAGUCACUCGUGCCAAGCGUGACAGCGCUGUCACUCGGGCCAAGUGCACCAAAACUGUCACCCGUGCCAGCAUACAGAAUUAUAAAGAUUUUGUUGCGAAUUUGAGAAUGUACCAGUCACGAAGAACAAUGAGAGGAGCACAGUAUAGAAGAUGUUACUACCAAAGGGGAAGAGGCAGACAGUUAACACGACAAGAAAUUGCACUUCAGGAUGAGCUGCAGCAUUUAGUAGAUUAUCUACAUAAACAACCAUUUGUGACUCCAGAAUGUGAUGACCUUUCAAAUUCAGAGACUGAAACCACAUUUUUGCAGCAGCAACCAUUGUUGUAUACACCUCCAGUGCUACAAACUAUUAUGGAAUUGGAGAAAGGGGAUCUGCAGGUGAAGAAAGGUGUGAUUCCAAAACAAAAUGAUCCGCCAAAUGUAAGUCUGUCAGAGCCAAACAUUAAGUUUACACAGGAGCAACAGUUCAUGCCAGAAUCUCCAGUACCAAAGCCAAUGAAUUAG